GUCAAAAGUACAUAAUUUCCGUCGAACUUGUGGCCAAAACAUGUACAUGACAAAUAUUUUCUUUUGUAUUAGAAUUGUUUCAUUGUUUUUGUCUAAAAUAAUGUGAUUUAAUAUUUGUGUUUACUAAGGUGUAUUUAAAUAGAAAAAGAUGAAGAGCUUGUUGUUUAUAACACUGUUUGUGUUCGGGUCCUACGGCCUCGGAUCUAUAGUGGACAAGGAAUCGAAGGAGAGCACUGAGUUAUCACGAGCGCGGGAUGACCGGCCCCUGUUGUUCGCUACGUUAGGAGGCGGCAUGGUGGCCGUGGAGCCCCACUCCGGAAAUAUUAUUUGGAAACUCAAAGAUGAGCCAGUCGUAAAAGUCCCCAACCAGCAUGACAGCCUCAUGCCCCAGUUCCUGCCUGAUCCCCGUCACGGCUUCCUGUACAUGUACGGGCCGCGGGGCGACCAGCAGAUGCUCAAGAAGAUGCCCCUGACGAUACCGGAGCUCGUGGCCAACGCCCCCUGCCGGUCUACAGAGGGCAUCCUCUAUACGGGGAAGAAGAGUGAUACGUGGUUCAUUCUUGAUCCACUGACCGGUUCACGGGAACAUGUUUCAGGUUUUGACAAGGAAAAGAUUUUCAAUAGCGACGAAGCGGACACGUGUUUUCCGGACAAAAAGCGUGGUAUCUACGUCGCGCGCACAGAGUAUAACAUACUGAUGCACGACUCUAAGCAUGAAGAUCAGAAGUGGAAUGUUACCUUCUUCGACUACUCUUCGCUCGCCAUGGGCAAGGAGAUGAUCAAUGAUUACGGCAUAAUCCACUUCACGUCGACAUCGAACGGUCGCGUGAUGUCCUUCGACCGCAAGACUGGCGACCUGGUGUGGUCGCACCACUUCGAGACACCCGUGGUCGCCGCGUACCUGCUAGACAGGGAGGGACUCAUCUCCGUCCCUUUCAACUCUAUUGGCGAUGACACCCUGGACCACAUCAUGGAGGACGCCACAACUCUUAGCAAUGGACAGGGGAUAAAGAAUUCUAAUAUUGAAUUAUACCCAACAUUGUACGUGGGCGAGCACAACCACGGCCUAUAUGCUUUGUCGUCUUUAGUGGACAAAAACACCAUCACUAUAUCUACGGGACAAACGCAACCAUUACUCCUCGAAGGACCAACGGCCACGGAAAACAAAAACACAGAGAAACCAUACGAGCCCGUUAAAAAUGUACAUUACAAAUUAAACGAUUUGAAUGUGCACGUUUCAGCGCCGUACUUGUUGCUCGGACACUAUAAAGUGCCAGAAUUGACGACAGCCUGGUCGCCCGCAUUGCCAAACACAAACUUUUUAUUCAAAAACGACAAUGAUGCAAUAAAGUUGAUAAACGGCAAAAUAUCAGACGCUGAGAAUGACGUGGAGAAUGAAACAAAUGAGAAUUCUAUGCAAGUGUCUGUGUCUGUGCAAACUGAAGACUUAUUCGAAGGGUUUACGUUCAAUUUUAGGCCUGAUUUGUGGUACAAGCGAGGCUAUAUAUGGCUCCAUCAGCAAGAGAAUAAGGCGCUUAAAGUGGCGCUUAUCAUCUUGGUUGGACUAGUCAUCACCAUGUUUUGGUAUCUCCGGUAUCAGGCCCGCGAAUUCCAACAGCUGUCCCAAGGUGGUUCUCGUGGUUCUAAUUAUUCCACAUCCUCAAGUGGCGAGGUGACCGGCCAGCUGGAGGAGCUAGGAGACGGCGAGGUCAAGAUCGGCCGCAUCACCUUCCGCACCGACCACGUGCUUGGCAAGGGAUGCGAAGGCACCUUCGUCUACAGGGGAACUUUUGACAAGAGAGCGGUAGCCGUGAAGCGUCUCCUACCGGAGUGCUUCACGUUCGCCGACCGCGAGGUGGCGCUGCUGCGCGAGUCCGACGCGCACGCGCACGUGGUGCGCUACUACUGCACCGAGCGCGACAAGCAGUUCAGGUACAUAGCGCUCGAACUGUGCUCGGCGACUUUGCAAGAUUACGUGGAGAAGAAGUUAGAUCACUGCAGGAUAGACUCCGUGGAAGUUCUGCGGCAAGCCACUAUGGGGCUCGCGCAUUUACACUCUAUGGAUAUAGUCCACAGAGACAUAAAGCCGCACAACGUGCUACUCUCCAUGCCGACGGGCACCGGCGAGGUCCGUGCCAUGAUCUCCGACUUCGGCCUCUCCAAGAAGCUGAACAUCGGGCGCGCCAGCUUCUCGCGCCGCUCCGGCGUCACCGGCACCGACGGCUGGAUCGCGCCCGAGAUGAUCAACGGUGAACGAACGACGACGUCGGUAGACAUUUUCUCUCUGGGCUGCGUGUUUUACUACGUGCUGUCCCAGGGACAGCAUCCUUUCGGCGACGUGCUCAGGCGACAGGCCAAUAUACUCACUGGAGAUUAUAAUUUGGAACAGCUAGAUAAAGUAUUGCCGAAUGAAGAGGUUUUGGUCACUAAGAUCCUGAUCCGCGCGAUGAUUUCCGCGCGGCCGCACGCUCGCCCGCCGUGUGAGUCUGUGCUCAAGUACCCAAUGUUCUGGGGGAAACAGUCUAUUCUUAACUUCUUGCAGGACGUGAGCGACCAAGUGGAGAGCCUCGGGCCGUCCGCGACGGCGCACCCGCUGGAGACGGGCGCGGCGCGGGUGGUGCGCGGCGACUGGCGCGCGCGCGUGUGCGGCCGCGUGGCCGCCGACCUGCGCGCGCGCCGCACCUACCGCGGCGACCGCGUCGCGCAUCUGCUGCGCGCCAUACGGAACAAGAAACACCACUACAGAGAGCUGGAGCCCGAAAUAAGAGAAAGCCUGGGCAAAUUGCCCGACGGUUUCAUCACGUACUGGCUGCAAAGGUUCCCGCUGCUCCUGCCCCACGUCUGGAUACAGAUGCAGCGGUUUCGGCAGGAAGACAUCCUCCAGGACUACUACCCUCACUCCUACACCUUCAGCAGAACGGACGUGGCCGAGCUAGACGACCGGUACGAAGAGGAGCUACCCCCCGCCCUCUGCGAUCCAGACACUAAUGAACUAUUCGUAAAAAGCAAAGUUUAUUUUGACGAGAGCAAAGACAGGAAGAAAGAAGGUUCCCCGAGAAAAAUUGUCGACUGGAGGAGCAGUGAUUAUAGGAAACAAGACGAUGUCCGGUUAAGAGAUAGGCAUUACAAGAAAAAAGAGAAGAAGAGAGAGGAAAUGCCCGUAUGGAGCUUGCCGCCCCAGUAAUAUUUAUAUUUAUUUAGCACAAAUAAUGCAAGUUUACUAUUAUUGUGAUUUAUUUAUUGAUUAUGAAGAGGAUUUUAAUAUAUUGUAAGUAAGAAAGUUAUAAUAGUGUUGUAAGAUCUCUUGUGACUUAAUUUAAGGUUUUUAGAUUUUUUUUCAGUGACAGAGGAUUGAAAAUGGAUGAUACGAGUAUUAGGGACCAAAAUGGGAAUAGACCCUAAAGUAACUAAAGUUAUUGCAUUCUUUAGGUCAGAAGCUGUCUGGGACAACACUUAAAGUCUAUUUAUAACGCUUGAUUAUGCGUCUAGGCUAUCUUAGUCUACCUUUUGAGUUUUAUUGAACUGGACAGAUUGCCCAGUUGUAUACUUUUAAGUACGGUACGAGGCCGGUUUUAUGAAAGCUUGUUACUUGUAGUAUACUUUAGGGCGGUAUUUCAUCUGUCCAAUGUUAUUGCGUCUACAUCUGCAGGAAGCCGUACAUAUGGCGGGUGACAGAAGCCUAUGGAAGAGACUGGUCAGCAACAUUAGGACAUGAUGUCACGAUCCUCAGCAUUGAGGGAACGACUGAUGAUGAUGAAUGUUAUUGCGUCUCACUUUCUCAUUUAAGCAAAAUGUGAGCCAAAAUACACAUUGGACAAGUGGAAUACCACCCUUUGUGGAAAUCUCUUUUAAAAUUUAGACUUUUAAAUAUUACAACUUGUAAGUUUUCAUGAAUCGGUCCCAGUCAAAUUUUUUGUUGUCACUAUUAUUGCUAAGUUAAUGAAAUUAUCUACACAUUUUCCUAUAGCUGUCUUUUGACAAACAUUCCUGAUAUUAUAUUUUUAAUUUGUUGUAUUUAAAGGUUAUGUGCAAGUCAUGAUGUGUUUGUGUGUGUGUCGGAAUAUGUGUUGAACCUGUUGUUUAUAGCUUGACUAUUUGUCAACUUUGCACUAAUCCUUUAAAAAGAAACUCGCAAAACUAAAUUUAGUAUUAGUACAAAAUGUACCAAAUGACAAAUUAAAGGUGGUGUUCAAAUUAAUAUUUGGUUAACGGUUGAACACUGGGAUUUCUAUAGGUGAAAUCACACCUACUUUACUACAUAAGGAUGUACAAUCUAGUUUUUUAUUCUUAAGUAUGUAUAUAUUGGCCGAGGUGCUAUAUACAUUAAUAAAGGUAGGUAUGCAAAUCAGUAAGGCUCGAUAUAAAUGUAUAAAAAAUGUUUUUAUUUAGUUUAAUAUAGUGAAUAAUGUUCCUGUAUUACUUAUACAUAAUAACAUUAAUAACAAAUACCUAAUGCAUAAAUUAUUCUUUAAAAAUAUAGGCAGUAAAAUAUUUUUUCCGUGGAUGAUGUUAAUAAGUUGAGACAUGAAAAUAAUAGUUAUUUGUUUUACAAGGGGGCAAAGUUGUUGUUUAACCGCUCGUGCUAAUAUUGAUACCCGAGCAUGCGAAAGAUACCAAAAUUGAACCACGAGCGUAGCGAGUGGUUCGAAAAUGGAAUCUUGAGCGUUGCGAGGGUUUGAAAGCACGAGGGUUAAACAAAAUUUGCCCCCUAGUGAAACACAAAAUUUUUCACCACACCAACUCGAAGCAAAUAUUAAAUGUAAAAUAUCAAACAAAAUCAAAUCAAAUCCAAAUGAAUGUUAUUAAAUAUUUAUCAUCCUAAAUCAUCAUUUAAAAGUCAAUUCUACCAGCAACCAUAAGAAAACAACUCAAAAUUUGCAUUUGAUUACUUUGCCUCACAUGUGAAUAAAAUGCAACUUUGCUAUCAGUUUUUGAAGUGCAAAGUAAGCCUUUCCGAGCUGGUGUGGUGAAAACAUUUUUUAAUAUACUACGUCGGUGGCACACAAGCAUUACGGCCUGAUGGUAAGCAGUCACCGUUGCCUAUAGAUGCCUGCAAGUCCUUAGAUGUUACAUGCGCGUUGCCGACCCUAACACUUCGCACCCUCGUUGAGCUCUGGCCACCUUGCUCACCGACAGGAACAAAACACUCCAAUAAUUUAUACAUGUAAGGCCCAGACAUACAAAUGAAAAAUCUAGAAUUUGCCACUGAAUUUUGAACGUUAGUGCAGGGAAUAGAGUUGAUUUUGGUUUUGUUUUAAAAUUGAAAGAAACAAAAGAAAUGCGACUCUUUUCCAAUUGAAUACGAUUGAAAUUUCAUUGAACUGAAUAAGUACUAUAGGUAGGACCU
Messenger RNA from Cydia fagiglandana, 5347 nucleotides. It is a transcript of the gene Ire1, whose product is annotated as serine/threonine-protein kinase/endoribonuclease IRE1. The coding region runs from base 149 to 3184 and encodes 1011 amino acids. The transcript has 14 exons. Gene Ontology annotation, molecular function: RNA endonuclease activity; ATP binding; protein serine/threonine kinase activity. Gene Ontology annotation, biological process: protein phosphorylation; IRE1-mediated unfolded protein response; intrinsic apoptotic signaling pathway in response to endoplasmic reticulum stress. Gene Ontology annotation, cellular component: IRE1-TRAF2-ASK1 complex. The record is from RefSeq and is a predicted model, not a curated record. NCBI's taxonomy places the organism in Eukaryota, Metazoa, Arthropoda, Insecta, Lepidoptera, Tortricidae.